Loxodonta africana (African savanna elephant) is the source of this 3525-nucleotide messenger RNA. RefSeq names its product serine/threonine kinase 38 (gene STK38). Gene Ontology annotation, molecular function: ATP binding; protein serine/threonine kinase activity. NCBI's taxonomy places the organism in Eukaryota, Metazoa, Chordata, Mammalia, Proboscidea, Elephantidae. The record is from RefSeq and is a predicted model, not a curated record. The coding region runs from base 289 to 1686 and encodes 465 amino acids. Gene Ontology annotation, biological process: intracellular signal transduction; peptidyl-serine phosphorylation. The transcript is spliced from 14 exons.
GCAGCCCCGGCUCCUGGCCGCCGCGGCAGCCCCUCUCCGCAGCGGGGGACAGGGCUGCCUUGGACCCUCCGCCUUGCCGUCUUUUCCGGCAGUUGAGGCGCUUCCUGUUGUCCUCACUUGCAACCGUUCCUCGGGUGUUGUCUUAGAGUCCCUCGCGCGUUCCUUCUCCUCCAGCGCGCUGCUGCAGCCGCUGGGGCUUCGCCUGUCCGCACGUCGAGACCGCUGGCGGGACCGGCGUCUGGGCUUCCCGCCGCCCGCAGCCCGGCCUCUGCCCGGGGAUCUGCAGCCAUGGCAAUGACAGGCUCAACACCUUGCUCAUCCAUGAGUAACCACACAAAGGAAAGGGUGACUAUGACCAAAGUGACACUGGAGAAUUUUUAUAGCAACCUUAUUGCUCAACAUGAAGAACGAGAAAUGAGACAAAAGAAGUUAGAAAAAGUGAUGGAAGAAGAAGGCUUAAAAGAUGAAGAGAAACGACUCAGGAGAUCAGCACAUGCUCGGAAGGAAACAGAAUUUCUUCGUCUGAAGAGAACAAGACUUGGACUGGAAGAUUUUGAGUCCUUAAAAGUAAUAGGCAGAGGCGCAUUUGGUGAGGUGCGGCUUGUUCAGAAGAAAGAUACAGGACAUGUGUAUGCAAUGAAAAUACUCCGUAAAGCAGAUAUGCUUGAAAAAGAGCAGGUUGGCCACAUUCGUGCGGAGCGUGACAUUCUAGUGGAGGCAGACAGUUUGUGGGUUGUGAAAAUGUUCUAUAGUUUUCAGGAUAAGCUAAACCUCUACCUAAUCAUGGAGUUCCUGCCUGGAGGGGACAUGAUGACCCUAUUGAUGAAAAAAGACACCCUGACCGAAGAGGAGACUCAGUUUUAUAUAGCAGAAACAGUAUUAGCCAUAGACUCCAUUCACCAGCUUGGAUUCAUCCACAGAGACAUCAAACCAGACAACCUUCUCCUGGACAGCAAGGGCCAUGUGAAACUUUCGGACUUCGGCCUUUGCACAGGACUGAAAAAAGCACAUAGGACAGAAUUUUAUAGGAAUCUGAACCACAGCCUCCCCAGUGAUUUCACUUUCCAGAACAUGAAUUCCAAAAGAAAAGCAGAAACCUGGAAAAGAAAUAGACGUCAGCUAGCCUUCUCCACAGUAGGCACUCCUGACUACAUUGCUCCCGAGGUGUUCAUGCAGACCGGGUACAACAAGCUCUGUGAUUGGUGGUCGCUUGGGGUGAUCAUGUAUGAGAUGCUGAUCGGCUACCCACCUUUCUGUUCUGAGACCCCUCAAGAGACAUAUAAGAAGGUGAUGAACUGGAAAGAAACUUUGACUUUUCCUCCAGAAGUUCCCAUCUCUGAGAAAGCCAAGGAUCUAAUUUUGAGAUUCUGCUGUGAAUGGGAACAUAGAAUUGGAGCCCCUGGAGUUGAGGAAAUCAAAAGUAAUUCUUUUUUUGAAGGUGUUGACUGGGAACAUAUCAGAGAAAGACCUGCUGCAAUAUCUAUUGAAAUCAAAAGCAUUGAUGAUACCUCAAACUUCGAUGAGUUUCCAGAAUCUGAUAUUCUUAAGCCAACAGUGGCCACAAGUAACCACCCCGAGAGUGACUACAAGAACAAAGAUUGGGUCUUUAUCAAUUACACGUACAAGCGCUUUGAAGGCCUGACUGCUCGGGGGGCAAUACCUUCCUACAUGAAAGCAGCAAAAUAGUACUCUUGACAUGGGAUCUUGAGCAGAGUUCUUCGUACAACGUCACAGUUUUCCUCUUACACACUUUUAAAAGAGCUUCCAAGAAGUUUUAUGAAACUCACCAGUUGCCAUGGUAAAGUCUCCUGAAACGUGAUAGUAAGUGGAUUCUCUUCCAUGGUGCAUCUGAAAACUUUAAGAACAAAGACAACUAUUUCUACUACAUCAGCCAUAUAUAGCUGGUCUGCUUCUUUAGAAGCUUCAUGAGCCAAUUUGAUAGGUAUUCAAAACAAAACACAACAAAAAACAAACUUAUGUUUUCCUAAGUUCAUCAGAAUGAAGGGGAAAAACAGCCAUCAUCCAGCAUCAUUGGGAUUGUAAUGUAUACUUGUCAGAUAUCAGCCAGUUCCUGUGAUUUUGUGAUGUGUUAUCCGCCGAGCCUACCGAGUAUUUUUUUUUUAAUAGUUAAAGUCCCAUAGUACUAUGGAAAUAAAGCAAUAAUAGUACUAAGGAGAUAAAGCAGCCAGCAUUCUGGCUGAAGGAAAUGAUCCUCCAUCCUCUGAAGGGGUGGCGAUGGUCGCUUCUCCCCAUACCUCGGCCUCUGGCGAGUGGCUCUUUUUAUAGCCUCCCUUCAUGGUGCACUUUAUUUAUGGUACUAGGAUAAAGACCCUGAAUCCACUGAUAUAUGCCCUUCUCCCAUCUGAAAUGCUCAUGCUGCUUUUCUGAGUGUUGAUGGGCGGGGGGAGGAUACUAGCUUGGUGCACUGUUGCUCAAGAAGGCUCAAAAAGCCACUGGGUAUUGCCAAGGAGUCUUGGACCAUGUGGAAAACCCAAACUUUUUCUUCACGGCUGCAUCGGAAAAUCCCUAAGGCGAAUGUUGCUGUGGUCCAGCAGUACCCACAAGCGUUGCCAACAAGAACUCAUUUCUCACACAAGGAGAGCCCAGGCAGAGGCAGGAAGCCUGGGACACUUGGCUGAGGUGCUUGCUGCUCCUGCUUCUGCAAAGCCUCCCACACCUCCUUGGGCACGGUGAAGGAACCAGCCCAGUACAAAGUGCAGAGCCGGCCACCGAGUCCUUAAUCCUUGGUGCAACUGUGUUUUCUCUUCUCUUGGUAUUUCUCCUCCCCUAACUUUAAGUAACCAUUUUGCCUUGGAAUCAUGAUUGAAAUUUUUUUUCCUUUGCAGAUGCCUUCCUGGGGGAUACUCCUCCCCACCCUAAGGGGUCGCCUGCAGCUUGGGCCUCUGCUGCAGCGUUCUUUCACAAAGACCCUCUGAAUUUUAGCACAAAGUGCCUUCUCUUUCACAGCUGCCACCACCUCUAGGGGAAUUGUGCUGUGUCAGGAAAGUGUGGAGGCUCCCUUUUAAUGCAUUAUUACUUUUUUUUAAGUUUUGAUAACUCUUAAAGCAUCAUUUGCACCUGUGUUGGUAACUUUGCCUGUUGCAGAGAGUCAUGGCCAAGCGACAGCUGGGAGACUGCUUUCUGCCAGGCUUGAGGUUGUUAAGUCAGCUUUGAAAGGAAAGUAUGUCCUAGCUUACAUCUUAGAGGAAGAAAAAAGAAUGGUAGGGAAGGUUAACUCUGGAUGAAGGUAAUGUGUUUGCCCCUUAAUCUUUCAUUCAUUGCCUUUUAGUGAAAAGGAAGUAAAUGGGAUUCUUUUGUGUAACUUUGUAGUCUUUUUGUAUUACCAAAUAGUCAGGUUUUGACCUCUGGGUGUGUUGCAAGAGUGUGUGGUAAGCAUGGGUAGAGAGAAGUAGCUGGAGUGGUAGUCAAGUCUGUGUGUGGGGGAGUGGCAGGGAUAAUUUGUUUUAGGGGAAAAUGCCCGCAUUUUAACUUUAAAACUUCUGAAUAAACUGUAUGAAAACAGUA